AUGUCUCCCCCCGCCAUCAUCGCGCCCUCCAUUCUGAGCGCAGACUUCGCGCAGCUCGGUCAAGAAUGCGCAACCACCAUGGACCGCGGAGCCGACUGGCUUCACGUCGAUAUCAUGGACGGCCAUUUCGUGCCCAACAUGACCUUUGGCGCGCCCGUCGUGACCAAGAUUCGCUCGCAUGUCGCAAAGCCAGCUACACCGGGAGAGCGGGGUACCUUUGAUUGCCACAUGAUGAUUGCAGAGCCUCAAAAAUGGGUCUCCGAAUUCAAAAACGCCGGCUGCGAUCUCUACUGCUUCCACUACGAAGCCGCCGUCUCCUCAACCGCCGCCAAAGAGCCCGCCGACUCUCAAACCACACGAAACACCUCGCCGCGCGAGCUGAUCCGCUACAUCCAUGAGCAAGGCAUGAAAGCCGGCAUUGCAAUCAAACCAGACACCAAAGUCGACGUAUUAUGGGACAUUCUCGAGAAUAAGGAAGAGAUCGAACGACCUGAUAUGGUCCUCGUAAUGACCGUUCACCCGGGCUUUGGCGGACAAAAGUUCAUGGCCUCCGAGCUCCCCAAAGUAACUGCCCUGCGCCAGAGGUAUCCGGACUUGAACAUCGAGGUCGAUGGCGGACUGGGCUUGGGCACUAUUGAUCAGGCAGCCGACGCGGGGGCGAAUGUGAUUGUUGCUGGAUCAGCUGUCUUUGGCGCUCAGGAUCCCGGCGAGGUUAUUAGUAAACUGCGUGCGGCCGUUGAGCAGAGGCGAAAGUAG
This is a messenger RNA of Talaromyces atroroseus, 756 nucleotides long. RefSeq names its product Ribulose-phosphate 3-epimerase. The transcript is spliced from 3 exons. Lineage: Eukaryota; Fungi; Ascomycota; Eurotiomycetes; Eurotiales; Trichocomaceae. Gene Ontology annotation, molecular function: metal ion binding; D-ribulose-phosphate 3-epimerase activity. The record is from RefSeq and is a predicted model, not a curated record. Gene Ontology annotation, biological process: pentose-phosphate shunt; pentose-phosphate shunt, non-oxidative branch; carbohydrate metabolic process. Gene Ontology annotation, cellular component: cytosol. The coding region runs from base 1 to 756 and encodes 251 amino acids.